Molecule: messenger RNA, 2350 nt
Organism: Malania oleifera
Lineage: Eukaryota; Viridiplantae; Streptophyta; Magnoliopsida; Santalales; Ximeniaceae
Product: serine/threonine-protein kinase AtPK2/AtPK19-like
Exons: 7
Coding region: 527-1999 (490 amino acids)
Biological process (GO): protein phosphorylation
Molecular function (GO): ATP binding; protein serine/threonine kinase activity
Source: RefSeq, a predicted model, not a curated record
UGGCUUCUCCGAGUUGGGACGAGGCGCCAGCCCAAAUUGAAAAUCCUAAUCGGAAACUCAAAUAGCAAGAAGAGGACUCCUUCGACCGCUACGAUCGUGCCACGUGUUACGCGUAGUAAGGAGCAUCAGCUUCGUGCGCAUGAAAUUCGCUCACCCGCCGGGUAUAUAUUCGGAAGUGGCGACCCGAAACGUUCGUCAGAGGAAUCGUUAGAAGGCUUUCUGAGUCCUCCGCCCGGCGUACCCCCCAAACUCCCCAGGUUUGACGACUUAAUCUUCAUGAAUUCAAGAACUACUGAAGCAUCCAUCGUUUCCUGUAAAUCGGGAAACAAGAACAACUUCUUCUUCUGGAUUUUGUUUUGCUUAUUGCCAAAGUUCUUUGGGAACCCGAUUGCAUACGUGAACUUCUUGCUGAUUAAGGCUAUUGCUAGGAAAUCUUCAGGAGGCCACUUCUCUGAAUAUUGUGAGGUUCAUCCAUAGUGAUUAAUUUGGUCAUCUGCUGUACACAUCCCUCUCUACUUUCUGCAACAUGGUUUCUUCUCAGCUAACUGGCUUGGCAAAGACUCAUCUAGGCAAACCAUUCCAGAGACAGUUACUUUUUCCUCUGAACCCCCCUGAAGUUGUCCCCUCAGAUCAUGAUGAUUUUGAUUUUUCUGAUGUAUUUGGCCCAGUUCAGGCUUCGGUAGAAGCAAAAUUUGGGGAUUCGGUGAACUCGUUGUCUGUACCUGAAGAGACUAAGCUUAUUUAUGAUGAUCCAGUUGCAAUUUACAGCCAAACACAUUCUUUGGUUGGCCCUUUUACUUGUGUUAAUCAAUCAUUGGACCUCAGCAACCUUACUAUACAUGAGAUGGAUGAUUCAGUGGAACUGGCCAAGUGUCUCAAUGGAGAGAGCAUUGAAAAACUUCAGGGAACUUCGGCGGAGGAUGGUGUUGUUGAGGAACAUCUUGACAAUGUUGAUAAUACUUUCAUGAAGGUCCAAAGUGUAGGUCUUGAAGAUUUUGAGGUUAUGAAGGUUGUUGGGAAGGGUGCUUUUGGAAAAGUGUUUCAGGUGAGGAAGAGGGGUUCAUUGGAAAUAUAUGCAAUGAAGGUCAUUCGGAAGGAUAAGAUUGUGGAGAAAAAUCAUGCUGAAUACAUGAAAGCAGAGAGGGAUAUUUUAACAAAAAUAGAUCACCCGUUCAUUGUCCAGCUCAGAUAUUCAUUCCAAACCAAAUAUAGGUUAUACCUUGUGCUGGAUUUCAUAAAUGGGGGUCACCUAUUUUUUCAGCUCUAUCACCAUGGCCUUUUCAGAGAGGAUCUGGCACGUAUAUAUGCUGCUGAGAUUGUUUCUGCUGUCUCUCAUCUUCAUGCAAAUGGUGUAAUGCAUAGGGAUCUUAAGCCUGAAAAUAUCCUGCUGGAUGCAGAUGGCCAUGCUAUGCUGACUGAUUUUGGACUGGCAAAGCAAUUUGAUGAGAAUACAAGGUCAAAUUCCAUGUGUGGUACAGUAGAAUAUAUGUCACCUGAAAUUGUUCUUGGAAAGGGCCACAAUAAGGCCGCAGACUGGUGGAGUGUGGGCAUCCUAUUAUUCGAGAUGCUCACUGGGAAGCCUCCCUUCAUUGGUGGGAACCGGGAAAAGAUGCAGCAGAAGAUAAUUAAAGAUAAGAUUAAGUUACCAUCAUUUUUGUCGAGUGAAGCGCAUUCUCUUUUGAAAGGGUUGCUACAAAAGGAUGCAAGCAAGCGGCUGGGAAGUGGGCCUGCAGGGGGCGAGGAGAUCAAGCGCCACAAGUGGUUCAAGCCUAUAAACUGGAGGAAACUAGAGGCGCGGGAAAUUGAACCAAGUUUUCGUCCAGAAGUUGCUGGAAAACACUGCAUUGCCAACUUUGAGAAGCACUGGACUGACAUGCCACUGUUGGACUCUCCAGCCUCCAGCCCCGACGUCAAAGGGAACAUAUUUAAGGACUUCACUUACGUGAAGCCUGCAGCCCCCUUUCUCCAGAGGUGCAGCCCCCUCUCCGCAGAGAAAUAGCUCUGUCCUACUAGAAUGGUUUGCCCUCUGGAAGCAACCUCAUCUCUCUCCCUCUCUCUGGAGGAUGUGUGUUCUUUCAAAUGGUUGGGGUUAACUUUGAUAGAUGCUCUCUAAAUAUAGCAGUUUCUUUUAAUGUACUUUCAGUCUGAACAAACAACAUCAAAUUCAGGAUUUUUUUUUUUGGCUAAUUGGAUGAUGUAAUAAGCUGUGUCCACUUUUUUCAUCAGUGCAUUGACCCUUUGGAUGGAGUUUUUCUCACAAAAAAAAUGUUAAUCCCAUCUUUAGAGAGCAUUUGGAUUUGAAUUUUUAUUGAAUUUGAAUAAAUGUCUUAUGUCAUGUUCCUAAUGGAAA